This is a messenger RNA of Mya arenaria, 6112 nucleotides long. Its product is annotated as BTB/POZ domain-containing protein 2-like. The record is from RefSeq and is a predicted model, not a curated record. Gene Ontology annotation, molecular function: protein binding; nucleic acid binding. Gene Ontology annotation, biological process: DNA integration; neurogenesis. Gene Ontology annotation, cellular component: cytosol. The transcript is spliced from 3 exons. NCBI's taxonomy places the organism in Eukaryota, Metazoa, Mollusca, Bivalvia, Myida, Myidae. The coding region runs from base 4221 to 5348 and encodes 375 amino acids.
AUCGAAACUAGCUUUAGUCAUUUUGGACCUUAAAAUACCAAGUAUGUCUGACCCCUGGCAACACGAGGAAUCGUUCGCCGUCACGAACGCGCAUAUGCUGAGUGAUGACGUAUUCUGUGAUGUCACUAUCCUGGCGGGGAAGGAACAAAUUGAAGUAAGAUGUCACCGGUGUAUCCUAGCCAGCCGCUCACCUGUUUUCUACACGAUGUUUUGUGGCUCACUUCCGGAAGCCGGAGAGGUGAAAAUACCGGAUGUAGAGGUAGACGUCCUUAGAACAGUCGUCAGGUUUAUGUACACGGGGGAAAUACAGUUAAUGCCUGGAUCCGUCAUGGCCGUGAUGUACGCUGCAAAGAAAUACGACAUCCGACCAUUGAUAAACCGCUGCAACAAAUUUCUUGAAGAAAGAAUUGCAAUCGACGAUGUCUGCGUCAUUCUUGACCAAGCUUUGAUAUUUGGGGUAAAGGAUUUGAUUCAACCGUGCCUGUCGUUUGUAUCGAAAAACACUGACCAAGUAUUACAGAGUGAUGGAUUUUUGAGCAUGUCUUCGGAAGCUUUGAAGUUGAUUCUUGAGAAGGAAAAAGAUUCACUUUACACACCAGCAGAAAUAGUGUAUGCAUCUUGUAAGAGAUGGGCGAAGCAAGCGUGCUCUUCGUCAGGGACUGAGGUUACUGACCAAGUCCUAAGGCAUAAACUUGGGGAUAUGGUUUGUCUUGUUGAUUUUGCGGGAAUGUCGUUUGACUCGUUUUCUGCCAACGUAGUGCAAGAAACGAUUUUAUCUACCAAGGAAAAGGUCAGGUUUAUAACAGAAAUAAUACAUCGACAAACCCAUUCGUUGUUGAGAGAUUUUCUGAGGUUCAACAAGGAUGGACUCACAAGGGUUUGCAAGAUGGUAUAAGUUUCAAAACUUUAAAACAUGUUACUCUAUCUGGAGUAGUUUUGUAUUUACCGCAUCAAAGUGGAAGUUUGAGUGGGAAUUUGCAAAUCCUGGAAGAGCAGACAGUCGUAUUGACCCAAGACGUCACCCUAUCCUACAAAGAAAACGAAAAGCAUGAGAACAUUCCCCUUGUUAAUAGAGUUAACAUUCAUCCGAGAGUGACAUAUUCUGUUCGCCAGAGGCUAAAAGGGCAAAACACAUAUGAAGGUGAUAAAUAUAAAGGUAACCAGAUAAUUAAUGGUAUAGAAAUAGAAUUCAUGGAAUUGAAUUCUGGUAAUUCAGGUAAUGGCACAUCUUUAAGUAAGGGCCAGGUACAUGGUCUAACGUUUGAAGUUAAGUGUGGCAAUGAGUGUGCACGGUGCAAGUAGAUCGCGUAGUAAUUUUUAUUAAGCAGUUAAACCUAAUGACUUUACUGGCGAGAAUCUAAAUAAUUACUGACAAUUUAAUCUUAGAUGAUAAAAAACACGUUAAACACUACAAUUCAUUAAUGUUAUUAUUUAAAAAAAUACGAACUACUUCUCCUAAUGUACCGGCAUACAUCCGUGGUUGAUUUCGUUGGAAAAUGGCCGAGGAGUUCCGAAUGGGACAUCUGUUGAAAAUUAGAGACAGCAAAUCAAAUGCAUUUCCGGUGAACACUGGUUGGUCCUUCUUCGUCAUAUUGAGCCUUGGUGACCCACUGUUGUGCAAAUGUCGAUUAUGAGGUAUAUAAUGAAAUAUUUCAUAUGGAACUACUCAAAUUUUAAAUUAUCACUGAACUUAAGAAAAAACAGAAAUGGAGGGGGCUGAUAAGCCUAGCCGCUUUAUUCUCGGUAUUCAGGGGAAUCAACAGCUACUUAAGGAAUAGAAGAAAUGUGUUUGGAACCAAUUCAGCAAAGUUGCGUGAAAAACUCAUCAACAUCGGAUCUGAUUUAACACUGGACAGAGCAAUACAAACUGCCCAAAACCUCGAGUAUUCGCAGGAACAGCUACGCUCAAUGAAUAAGGACGUGGACGUCUGUCGAUCAAAACCGUUUGGACACAAGCCGAUUACACAGCGCCGUCAGCAACAACGCCGACCAGUGACUUCAUCUUCAAGACCGGGACAAGGACCACCGAGACAAGGACGCUCGUGCAUGAACUGUGCAACUUCACAUACAUUCGGAGCGUGCCCGGCAAAAGGGAAACCGUGUCAUAACUAUAACAAAUACAAUCAUUUCGCGAAGUGUUGCCGGCAUGGAAAGAACAAUGUGAAUAGUGUUGACGAUAAUUAUGAGGAGAUAAUCUGUGGUAUUCAAGAAUACAACAUUGACACGGUAAGCACAAUUUGUUCUACCGAUCGUGCACUAGUCUGUCUGUCCCUUGGCCCAACACAAUGUCCUGUAAAUUUCAAAAUUGAUACAGGAAGCGCAGCAAAUAUUCUUCCCCGCAAAGAUUUUCAAGCACUAGGUUUUAAUUCCCCGUUAGAGCCCCCCCCUCUGAACGAUUGACUCCCUAUACAGGUAAUCGUAUUCCAGUUCUAGGAAAAGUUCAGUUGUAUUGUAGAUACAAAGAAAGGUCAAUCAACACAUGGUUUCAUGUAGUAGAUACCCCUGCUGUGCCUCUCUUGAGCCUGAAAUCUUCCAUAGAUCUAGGUUUAAUCGAACUGACAUGUACCAUUGAUAAGCAGUCCUGUGAAAGUACUGGUCAAGUGUUAAACAAACAACAGGUGUUAUCUGAUUAUAAAGACAUUUUCACGGGAAUUGGUGUAAUUCCAGGGUCUUGCAAGCUUGAUUUGAAGCAGGAUGCUAUCCCCGUUGUGAAUCCUGCAAGGAGGGUACCUGAGGCAUUACGUAACCGACUUCAGAAAGAACUGAAUCGAAUGGAGAGCGAUGGCAUAAUCUCCAAGGUUAGCACCCCGACUGAUUGGGUUAACUCCCUUGUAGUAGUAGAAAAACCAAAAACUGGACAAUUGAGAAUAUGUCUAGACCCAAAAGCAUUGAAUGAGGCAAUACGUAGACCGCACUUCCCUAUGCCGACACUUGACGACGUUACAGUACAGUUAGCUGGUUGUCAAUACUUUAGUCUUUUAGACAUAACUCAUGCUUACUGGAUCAUUAGACUGGACGAAGAGUCGUCAUAUUUGACAACGUUUAGCACCCCGUUUGGUAGAUACAGAUUCACCCGUCUUCCUUAUGGUCUCUGUUGUAGUCAAGAUGUAUUUUGUCAAAAAGUAGACGGAAUCUUUGGAGACAUGACAGGUGUCAAGGCAAUUGUUGACGACAUAUUGAUAUAUGGUCGGACAAAAGCAGAGCACGACAAAAAUCUGAAAGCAGUACUAGACCGUGCCCGUGACAAGGGCAUACGAUUCAACGUAGACAAAUGCCGCGUAGGACUGUCAGAGAUACCUUAUUUUGGUCAUAUGGUUACAUCAUCAGGGCUGAAAGCAGACACAGCCAAAAUAAGAGGCAAUUGGGAAAAUCGAAACACCCAAAAAUCGUGCAGAGCUAGAGACAUUUCUUGGUAUGGUGACAUAUCUACAGAAAUUUGCCCCAAACCUCUCUGAAAUUACAAGCCCAAUGAGAGAUUUACUUAAAAAGGACAUAGAGUUCGUUUGGGACCAACCUCAAAUUGACGCAUUCACAAAGGUCAAGCAGGUUAUCACAAAAAGCCCAGUUCUAGCUUAUUUUGAUCCAAAGAAGCCAGUCUAUCUUGAAUGCGACGCUUCUAUGAAUGGAGUAGGUGCAGCCAUUAUGCAAGAUGGUCGACCCAUAGCUUAUGCAUCUAAGACAUUGACGCAAACGGAACGCUAUUAUGCAAACAUUGAGCGUGAAAUGCUAGCUAUUGUGUUUGCAUGUCAGCGUUUUCACCAAUACAUAUAUGGUAGACAUGUAAUUGUACACUCUGACCAUAAGCCCUUGUCUGCAAUCAUGAAAAAACCUUUGCAUGCAGCACCACCGCGUUUGCAGAGGAUGAUGCUAAGUUUGCAAAAGUAUGACCUUGACGUAAGACAUGUGAGCGGAAAAAAAGUUCCCAUCAGUGAUCUCUUGUCACGGAAACCUAUGUCAGAUAGUUCCGAAAUAGAAGGUCUUGACCUACAUGUUCAUACCGUGCUUUCAAGCAUGACAUAUACUGACCGCAGUAUUGAAAAUGUGAAAAAGGAAACAAAGACCGACCUACAAAUGCAGGCAUUGAAACGGACUAUAGUUCAAGGAUGGCCAGAUUCUAGAUCUGAUUGCCCAGAACCAAUCAUAGGGACGAAUUAUCAGUGGCCGAUGACCUAAUUUUCAGAGGUCAAACCUUGAUCAUUCCCAAGUCACUCAGACAGCACAUGAUUGAGCAAGUACAUUUAGGUCAUAUGGGCACUGACAAAAGCCUACAGAGAGCCAAGGACGUGAUGUUUUGGCCAGGCAUGAGCAAACAAAUAAAUGACUUCGUUCUGAACUGUAAAAUUUGUUUGUCACGCAGAAACUCAAAUCAAAAAGAGCCCAUGACAACCCACGACAUCCCAAAAGGACCAUGGCAAGAAGUUGCCACUGAUUUGUUCCAUUUUGAUGGAAAUGAGUACUUACUUGUCGUUGAUUAUUAUAGCAGAUAUUUUGAAAUAGACAAGCUGCCUGACACAAAAUCAUCGACUAUUGUCAGAAAACUCAAAUCACGUUUCAGUACACACGGAAUACCAAUGCAUAUUUUCAGUGACAAUGGACCUCAGUACACAUCGGAGACUUUUAAGACAUUUGUCGAUGCGUGGCACAUUGAACAUGUCACAUCAAGCCCACGACAUUCAAGUUCUAACGGACUUGCAGAACGUACUGUACAGACUGUAAAACGACUGCUAGUAAAGGCCAAAGACAGUGGUCAUGACCCAUAUCUAGCAUUGCUAGAAUACAGGAAUACACCGAUGUCGGAUUGUAAGCAAUCACCUAUGCAAUUGCUUAUGAGCAGAAGAACAAGAUCUGUUUUACCUACAACAAUAUCUCAACUGCUACCUAAAACGGUAAACUCUAAAUCGGUAAGGUCAGCCAUCCAAACAUCCAAAAGAAAGCAAAAAAUAGUAUAUGACAAAAACACAAAACCACUUUCAAUGUUGCAGGUUAAUGACUUAGUACGAUUUCAAGUUGGAAAGAUUUGGAAACCCGCUAAAGUAAUUAGGAUACACAAUGACCACUCUUAUGUAAUCCUAACCCCUGAUGGAAGUAGAUACAGGAGAAAUCGCCGAUUCCUGUUGAAGAGUAAUGAGCGAUUAACAGAGAUAAAUGAUUUCACACCCAAUGUAUUGGCCAGAGAUCAGUCAAGUACUGAUAAUGAAAUCAACCCACAGGUACCCAGCUGUGCAAACUCUCAGCAGUUUAAUUACCCUGCAGAGAUUCCCCAAAACUCCCCUGCCCCUUAUCAGACACGAUCUGGUAGAAUAGUGCAACCAAGUCAAAGAUACAAUCACGAUGAUUGGGUUAAAUGAACUGUAAUCAUUAUAAAUUAAUUAAUGCAUGAAUAUACUGUCAAUAAUAUUUUCUAUGAUAUUACAUAGAUAAGAUUGUGCAAGAUUUAAAAUGACAAAUACAUCGAUUCAUUUAAUAAUUAAUGUGUAACAAUGAUUUCUUUUAUUUACAUGUUUGGAAUAUUAUUAACUAUAAUAUUUACUUUUUCUUUAACAAAACGAGAGAUUUUGCAGAUUCUAGAAACAGACUAUACUUUAUAUCUUAUCUCUUUGCAUGCUGAGUAUUCCUGGUCAGUCUGUUGGUGUACAUUGAUUAGCGUAGUUCAUAAUAAAUAGUUAGAGCACACUUGUGUUUCUUUUUUAUUAAAUCACAUUAGUGAACUUUGAACACACACACUACAACAAGGAAAACAAAACAGAGGAGGCCGAGAAGCCUAGCCUCUUGGUUCUCGGUAUUUAGCGGGUUCAAUGGGUACUUAAGGAAUAGCAGAGAUUGAGGCGGCUGAAAAGUUUAGCUGCUUGGUUGUUGGUAUUCAUGGGCUACUUAUUAUUAAGAAAUAGCACACAUGGAGGAGGCUGAUAAGCCUAACCGCUUCAUUCUCGGUAUUCAGGGGAAUCAACGGCUAUUUAAGGAAUAGCACAAAUGCAGGAGGCUGAUAAGCCUAGCCGCUUGGUUCACGGUAUUCAGGGGUUUCAACGGUACUUAAGGAAUAACAGAAAUGGAGGAGACUGAUAAGCCUAGCCGCUGGAUUCUCGGUAUUCAGGGGGUUCAAUGUCUACUUAGA